AUGGCGGCACCCAUAACAACCGUGUCCGAGAGCCGUGAGGUUCGCGGCCUCAAUCUCAUCGCUGCCCAUUCCCAUAUCCGAGGCCUUGGUGUGGAUCUUGCAACCUUGGAGCCCAGAGCCUCUUCCCAAGGGUUAAUCGGGCAAGAAAAAGCACGGAAAGCGGCAGCCGUUAUUCUCCAAAUGGUGAAAGAGGGCAAGAUUGCUGGAAGAGCAGUGUUGGUCGCUGGUCCUCCUAGCACAGGAAAAACUGCCAUCGCGAUGGCCAUGGCACAAUCCUUAGGACCCGAUGUCCCCUUCACAAUGCUCGCAUCUACCGAAAUCUUCUCCCUCGAAAUGUCCAAAACAGAGGCUUUGACCCAAGCAUUCCGCAAGUCCAUUGGUGUGAGGAUCAAGGAGGAAAGUGAGAUCAUCGAAGGCGAGGUGGUCGAAAUCCAAAUAGAUAGGAGCGUCUCGGGGGGCAACAAACAAGGCAAACUCACGAUCAAAACGACUGAUAUGGAAACAGUCUAUGACAUGGGCACCAAAAUGAUAGAUUCAAUGACCAAGGAGAGAGUCAUGGCUGGUGAUGUCAUCUCAAUUGAUAAAUCCUCGGGGAAGAUCACGAAACUAGGGAGAUCAUACACGCGCUCACGCGACUACGACGCAAUGGGCGCAGACACCAAGUUCGUGCAAUGUCCAGAGGGCGAACUCCAAGUACGGAAGGAGGUUGUUCACACCGUCAGCUUGCAUGAGAUCGAUGUCAUCAACUCAAGAACGCAGGGUUUCCUGGCCCUCUUUUCUGGCGACACGGGUGAGAUACGGAGUGAGGUACGUGAUCAGAUCAACACCAAGGUUGGAGAAUGGAAGGAAGAAGGGAAAGCCGAGAUCAUUCCCGGUGUGUUGUUCAUUGACGAAGUGCACAUGCUUGACAUCGAGUGUUAUUCAUACAUCAAUCGUGCCCUGGAAGCAGAUCUGGCUCCAAUCGUCAUCAUGGCAAGCAACCGAGGGAACACUCGAAUUCGAGGGACGACCUACAGCUCGCCGCAUGGCCUCCCGUUGGAUUUCCUGGACCGCCUCGUCAUAAUUAGCACCCAGCCAUACGCGGCCGACGAAAUCUCGCAGAUCCUCGCGAUUCGCGCUCAGGAAGAGGAAGUUGACCUCUCGGCAGAUGCGCUUGCUCUGCUCACCAAGAUUGGCCAGGAAUCUGGGUUGCGAUAUGCGAGUAAUAUCAUCACUACGUCCACAUUGCUGAGUCAGAAGCGAAAGGCGAAGGAAGUCGGCAUCGAAGAUGUUCAAAGAAGUUACAAAUUGUUCUACGACCCGGCGAGAUCAAUCAAACUUGUCAAUGAUUUCGAGAAACAUUUCAUCAGCGACGCAGGCCAUGUUACAUUUGCCGUCAACGGCAGCAACGGUAGCAACGGGACAAUUGGUGAUGCAAUGGACACAGCUUGA
Molecule: messenger RNA, 1431 nt
Organism: Fonsecaea nubica
Lineage: Eukaryota; Fungi; Ascomycota; Eurotiomycetes; Chaetothyriales; Herpotrichiellaceae
Product: RuvB-like helicase 2
Exons: 3
Coding region: 1-1431 (476 amino acids)
Biological process (GO): regulation of transcription by RNA polymerase II; box C/D snoRNP assembly; chromatin remodeling
Cellular component (GO): NuA4 histone acetyltransferase complex; Ino80 complex; R2TP complex
Molecular function (GO): ATP binding; ATP hydrolysis activity; DNA helicase activity
Source: RefSeq, a predicted model, not a curated record